Molecule: messenger RNA, 1758 nt
Organism: Gregarina niphandrodes
Lineage: Eukaryota; Apicomplexa; Conoidasida; Eugregarinorida; Gregarinidae
Exons: 1
Coding region: 1-1758 (585 amino acids)
Source: RefSeq, a predicted model, not a curated record
AUGCGCACGUUGAAGAGUGGAGCGAGCUGUGUGCGUGGAAUCGAAUGGUUGUCAGUGUUGAUGAGUGGAGAUGGGAGCCGAAGGGAGAUUCGCGAUUGUGUGGCACAGAUAGUUACGAUACGGACGGGUAGCGGCAAUGUGGCGGCUGUAGUGUUGGCGCCCAAGACGGCGUUUUACAUGGAGUCGGAGGUUGUGAAUGAGACGACGCCGUUACAGACGCCGGCGCCGUUACAGACGCCGGCGGCGGAUUGGUAUGAGCACUGGGAUCGGAUGACGGUAUGGCGGCCUACACGAGGGCGGUCGAGCAACAAAUACGCCGAGGCGGCGCUCCUCGCAGCGCUGCGGCGCCGUGCGGCGCGGAAGGGGGCGCUGGAUGACCAAGUGGCGGCGGAGGCGUUGGACGCACUGUGUGACGAGGUCUUUGACGACAGCCUUGACGAUCUGUAUUGUAUCCUCGACGAUGCGGGCAAGGUCGUCCUGGGCAAUAUGGGAUACCAGGUGCAGCCUUUUGACGGCGUCGAUGACAUCUCGGUGGUCGUAACUCGGCCCGUCGACGUGUCAGAGUUGAAGGAACUGUCUACACAAGUACCGAUAGAAUGGAUGUCAGUGCUGGAAAUGUCGGCGGUAAGGGAGCCAGUGUCCUCGGGCAAGGAGCACGAGGAUCCGGAAUCGGGACAUCCGGAAUCGGGACAUCCGGAAUCGGGGCAUCCGGAAUCGGGGCAUCCGGAAAAGAAGACGCGGGAGAAGGGGCGGUCGAAGACGAAACAACCACCAUCGCUAGCCGCAUACCUUUACGGAAGGAGAGGUUUGCGCAACAUGUGCAUCUUCGUCGGAUGCGGCUUGGCGGCGACGGGGGCUCUGUGGCUUGGCUGGGAGGGGUAUAAAGCAAGUAAAUCUGGGAAAGCGACUACCGCGGAUGGUUGGGGAGAGACUACCGCGGGUGGUUGGGGAGAGACUACCGCGGGUGGUUGGGAAGCGACUACCGCGGGUGGUCGUACCAUGGAUGUUUGCUCUCAGAGGAUGGACGACGAAGGAACCAACGGCCGCAGAAACAUAGGCUCCUUCCGGCAGCCAGGAGUUUCUAGGGUGAACAAACCCUGCGCAAGUGGCAUGAUUGUCUGUGACGACAAGCUCGGCAACACGCAAUGCAGGGCCUUCUUUGGUAGCCCCUGGCGGGACCCGUUUCCCCGAGUUAUCGAUCUGCUCGGAAUGCGCGCGUUCGAAGGAAUGUGCACUGUGUUCUGCCACACACCCGAAGAAGUAAACCGCUUGUUCGGCCAACGACUCAGAACUCAUUUCCCCUACCUAGAACCGGCGACCGCACUCACUCUCAACAACCACUGUUCUGGCCUUCAGGCAGAACUCGACGACGUUGAGAACUGCUACUGCGACUUAGCCAACGUCACAUGUUCGGUAAAGUUUAAACGCAACGGCGCAGUGAUGAAAGUCGCCCUUACCGAUCUGGAAGUGCCCCUCGUGACGGUGUCGGACUCCUUUGACAAUUACCAGCAACGUGGCUACGACGUCGACGACUGUGAAUACGAGUGCUUCAACUUGAGUGGAACCUCAGACGCAGGCCCUACCACCAGUACGAGUACCAGUGCUGCCAGUACGAGUACCACGGCAGCCACGACCAAUCCUACCACCGGUGCAAGUACCAGUAUAGCCGCCAGUGCGUUCACGAGCACGAGUGCCAGCGCCAGUCCUACCACCAGUACCAGUCCCACCAAUACGAGUACAAGUCUACCACCAGUAUGA